Molecule: messenger RNA, 1226 nt
Organism: Ceutorhynchus assimilis (cabbage seed weevil)
Lineage: Eukaryota; Metazoa; Arthropoda; Insecta; Coleoptera; Curculionidae
Source: the annotation of a GenBank genome assembly
AAUAAGUGUUAUCAUUUAGUUUGUGGAUUUUACGUUAAGAAAUAAACUAAUUGAAAUCGUAUCAACACAAAAUUUCCCAUUUCUUCUGAUUAAAUGUGUUUUGGUUCUUAUACAUUUAAUUGCUGGAACUCUUAUCUGUAGAUACCCUAAUAUACAAACUUUUAUUGUAAGUUGGGAAUAUUUAAGUAUUUGUAUUUCUGAAAACUUCCCGGAUGAGCAUCCCUCCUGCUUUCAAUAAUAUGAAUGCUUUGCUAGAUCAAUUCAGCCAAACAUAAAUAUAUUUUUUUUCAAAUAAUUUUCUUCAGCUUCCUAUAUCAGUGCUUGAAAAUAAAACUAUUAGCCCCUACUUUUAAAAGACUUGAUUGACACUUUAAGUCAGUACGUACCAGGUAUCAUUGCAAUUGCACCAAGGCUAGUGGUACUAGUACGUAGGUACAUCGAUUUCGUACUUGGAAGUUAAUUUGUGUUUUUAUUUCAAUUAGAGUGCACUUUGGAGUGUGGCCAAGAAUUAUAACAUUUGAUUAUCCACUGCAAGAUGUCUAAAGAAGCUCCGCCACCGUACGAAGGAUAUGGCGCUCCCGCUCCAGGAUUUUAUCCACCUGGAGCCUACCCUCAACUACCGCCACAGCAUAUGGGACCGCCACCUCCCCACCAUAUGGGACCGCCACCUCAGCAUAUGGGACCACCACCAACACAAGAACAUACAGUUAUUGUAACUACCACUACACAACCAGUCAUGGUAGGACCAGACCCAAUGCGAACUUCCUGCCCGCAUUGUCACGCCAGCAUAACUUCUGCCAUCGAAACUGAACCCAACACCAAAACUCACUUGUUUGCCUUAUUACUGUGCGUCUUUGGUUGUUGGCCAUGUUGCUGCCUUCCAUACUGCAUGGAUUCCUGCCAGAGCAAAAAGCAUUUUUGUCCCAAUUGUAGAGCUUAUCUGGGUACAUUCUCUGACUAAGUUAUUUUUUUCAAGCUUCAGAAUUAUAUAAUAUAUUUAUAGUCAAAAUAUAAGCUUAUUUUUGAUGGUAUAUAAGCUUAUUAAAGCAUGAAAAUUUAUUUAAAUACUGUUUUUAUAUGAUUAGGUAAAAACAUAUUUCUUCAAUAUAAUCAAUAUGGGGUAUAUAAUAUAAAAUUGUACCCACAUUAUCAUUAUACAUUCCAAUGGAUUUUUCUAUUACCAUUUAGCAUAAUAAUGAAAUUAAAUAAAUUUAAUAUUUUCAUCA